AUGACGACCGAACUCAAGAAGGUCCCCAUCCCUCGCCGCGGCGUCGACUACAGGGGCAAGAUCGUGCUUGCGCCCAUGGUCCGCUCUGGUGAGUUGCCAUCGCGACUUUUGGCACUUCACUACGGCGCAGAUCUGGUAUGGGGACCAGAAACCAUCGACAAGGCCAUGAUCGGCACCACACGAAAAGUACACGACGACACGAAAACCAUCAUAUGGACCCGGAAGCAAUCGCAGGGCAUGAAACAGCCUGCGGCCGAGGUUAAAGAGAAUAUCCUAUUUCAAAUACACCCAGAGAAGGAAGGACGGAAGCUGGUCUUCCAAAUGGGCACCGCCGACCCCGGCCUAGCCGUAGAGGCCGCAAAGACGGUGGCCGCAGAUGUGGCCGGCAUUGAUGUCAAUGCAGGAUGCCCAAAGCCCUUCAGCGUGCACUGCGGAAUGGGCGCUGCCUUGCUGAAGACCCCGGAUCUACUUGUUUCCAUUCUCGAAGCUCUGGUCAAGAACAUCGCAUCCGAAUACGAGAUCGGAAUCAGCGUCAAGAUCAGAAUACUCGAAACUCCGGCAGAGACGGAAGCGCUUGUGCGGAGACUGGUCGCAACAGGUAUCACAGGCUUGACGGUACACUGCCGGACGACUCCUAUGCGCCCGCGGGAGGCUGCCCUUCGAGGACAACUGCGCAUGGUAGCUGACAUAUGCCAUGAAGCCGGCGUCGCUUGCGUGGUGAAUGGGGAUGUGGAAACUCGAGAUCACGGCCUGCAGCUCAUGGAGGAGUUUGGUACUGAUGGCGCAAUGAUCGCGACUGCCGCCGAAAAGAAUUCAAGUUGCUUCAGGAGUGCGGCCGAUGGAGGCAUGGCAUCGUGGAAAGAGGUCGUUGAGCACUAUGUUCGAUACUCCAUCGAGGUCGAGAACAAGUUUGGCAACACCAAGUAUCUGCUUUGUCAUAUCAUUCCUGGGAAGCAACCAGAAUACAAGCUGAUCAGUGCGUGCAAGAGUUACACCAAGGUUUGCCAGAUGCUGGGCUUCGAAAGCCUUCUAGACCAGGCGCGAGACUGCGACGAAAAGUUAAGAAUUGAUCCCGAAGUUGGUUCUAAGAGGAAUCAGCAGCAAGCCCAGAAGAAAUCCAAUAAGAGCGCUCUCGCAGCAGGCGGUCAAAAGGCAGAUUACAGACUGCAAACGAAGAAGCCCCUUUCAGAGCGCGGCGUCACAGCGCAAUCCGAGGCUCAGGCAGAACAACCCCAACUCUCGGAGGGCAUGGCAAUUCCGGCGUAA
Messenger RNA from Truncatella angustata, 1266 nucleotides. RefSeq lists its product as uncharacterized. The transcript has a single exon. Gene Ontology annotation, biological process: tRNA dihydrouridine synthesis. Gene Ontology annotation, molecular function: tRNA dihydrouridine synthase activity; flavin adenine dinucleotide binding. The coding region runs from base 1 to 1266 and encodes 421 amino acids. NCBI's taxonomy places the organism in Eukaryota, Fungi, Ascomycota, Sordariomycetes, Amphisphaeriales, Sporocadaceae. Gene Ontology annotation, cellular component: cytoplasm. The record is from RefSeq and is a predicted model, not a curated record.